AACAGCAUGGCAGCGGUGGUGUUGAAGCAUUGUUGGAGAGGACUUUUGCAGAAUUCGGGCAGUGGAGCUGUAACGACUAUCAGGUCGAAGGUUUUUGAUGGAGUUAGAAAAAAAUCUACAGUACAGUACAUAUCCCGCCCAGAUCAACCAAAGCUUGCCUAUCGUAGAGUGAAGGGAAAGAGUCCUGGUGUUGUGUUCUUGCCUGGCUAUGGAUCUAACAUGAGUGGACAAAAAGCAGAGGCUAUGGAAGAGUUCUGCAGGUCACUAGGCCAUGCUUUCCUAAGGUUUGAUUACUCUGGCCAUGGAGCUUCUGAGGGUGUAUUUGCAGAAGGCACUAUUGGAACCUGGAAAAAAGAUGUCCUAUUUAUGUUAGAUGAACUUGCUGAAGGUCCCCAGAUUCUCGUUGGCUCCAGUAUGGGUGGUUGGCUGAUGCUCUUGGCUGCUAUGGCUCGCCCAGAGAAGACAAAAGCGUUGGUGGGCAUUUCCACAGCAGCAGAUUAUUUUGUUACAGCCUUUAAGGCACUUCAUAUAGAGGUGAGAAAAGAGUGUGAGGACAAGGGUGCAUGGACAAUUCCCACGAAGAGUAAUGAGGAAGGAAUGUACACUGUGAGUAUGGACUUCCUACGUGAGGCGGAGAACCACUGCAUCCUGCAGAGCCCCAUCCCUAUCACCUGCCCCGUGCGUCUCAUUCAUGGCCUGAAAGAUGAGGACGUGCCCUGGCACAUCUCUAUGCAAGUUGCUGAACGUGUUCUAAGCCCCGAUGUAGACAUCAUUCUGCGCCGCCAUGGCCAGCACCGCAUGGCUGAGAAAGAUGACAUCAAGCUUAUUGUCUACACCAUCGAUGACCUCAUAGACAAGCUUACCACCAUGGUGUGAGCCACGAUUUAUGAUGGGGUUACCAGACAACCUGCCUUAAGAUCCUCUUACUUUAUUUUGCCAAACACCCUCUUCCCAUUUUGUCUUGCAUGACAAGAAUGUAGGAAAGGGUGAACUGUUGGAGGAAAAAAGGGAAUAACCCUAAAACCCUUGUUCCUUAUGCCUUCUUUUAGAUAUAUUUAACAUGUUUACUCAAUGCAAUGCUGUGCCAUUCAACCCUUUUGAAAAGCUGCUGCUUGUCUAGCAGAAUGGUUACUGCCAGUUCUGGAAUCUGUAGGUCUCCUGUGCCUUUUUUACCUCAUGUCACACUGUUUUAUGGAAAUAAAGCCUUAGUAUAUCAAUAAACAGUUUAUUAUAUGCA
Myxocyprinus asiaticus (Chinese sucker) is the source of this 1237-nucleotide messenger RNA. Its product is annotated as palmitoyl-protein thioesterase ABHD10, mitochondrial-like. Gene Ontology annotation, biological process: protein depalmitoylation. The record is from RefSeq and is a predicted model, not a curated record. The transcript is spliced from 5 exons. Gene Ontology annotation, cellular component: mitochondrion. The coding region runs from base 7 to 876 and encodes 289 amino acids. Gene Ontology annotation, molecular function: palmitoyl-(protein) hydrolase activity; hydrolase activity, hydrolyzing O-glycosyl compounds. NCBI's taxonomy places the organism in Eukaryota, Metazoa, Chordata, Actinopteri, Cypriniformes, Catostomidae.